AUGUUCAAGACUCGUGCACCUACAUUACCUCCCGAGACAGACUACACCAAGCAGCUUCGUGAAACCUCCUUCUACCGAUAUGGCCAUCUACGUUCUCUCGGGCUGACUGGCGAAGUCACAGCUUUGGCCGUUGAUCCAAUCCUCUCCUUGAUUGGUGUAGGAACUUCAUCAGGUCUAGUCCAUGUAUACGGUCAAGCAUCUUUCCAAUUCUCUCUCCCUGUAUCAACUGUAUCAUCUUCAGGUCCAGCAGCUUCGAUCAAAUUCUUAUUUUUCCAUCCUGGUCAUCAUAGGUUGAUAAUCAUCGAUAACGGCAAUACACUCCAUACUUUCUCAUUACAGCAUAUGACCGAUCACCCAAAUCCUCUUACUCAUCCUCCUUUACCACUCAAGGAAAUCAGCUAUACUCUAUGGGGCACCGUCACAAGUGUUGAUCAACCAUCACCCAGCCAUACCCAUCUGUUCUUCACUAUAAAAGAUGGAACAACGUUAACGUGGGAUUUGAGCAGACGGGGAUUGGGUAAUUGGAAGAUUGGGAAUUGUUGGGGUGACUACGAAGCGAGAAUGAUCAGAAGUGGUAUACCUGGCAGAAGGAAGACCUUAGGAGGACCCAUGGCCACUUGUAUAGCAAUGAAUCCAAGAGACCUAAAUAUCCUCUUGAUCGGAUACGAAGGAGGAGUUGUCGCUUGGGACAUGCAGAAGAAUGUCGUUGCGAAAACAUUCGAAAUGACUUUACCACCCGGAGCACCGGGAGGAGGAUCGUACCAGGAUGCUGAUGGGUCACUAUGGACCGAACGUACACCAUCGGUCACAUCAAUAGCAUGGAGACCCGAUGGGUUGGUAUUCGCCGUUGGUCACGCCGAUGGCUGUAUAACAUUCUGGGCAUAUUCAGAAUCAGACAAACCUCUCAUGGUCCGCACGAUCACCCACGAAGACGUUAACGUCACAGAUGCCGAAUCACUAUUCGACGCUGGAGCGCUGGACAAUCAGCUACGAAAAGUAGAGAUCAAUGCAGAAGGAAACGAAGUUCCGACUGCUGUAGCGGCAAACAGAGAACCUAUCUUCAAGCUAUCGUGGGCUGGUUUCCCUGAUCAAUUAAGUUUGAAAACUCAGAUUGCAGCUCAAGGUGCCGAUCCAACACUUGAACCUAUAUCAAACGCUACGGUAGAAUACGCUGAAAGAGGCGAAACGUUAAUGUUGAUCUUAGGAGGACAAAGCCCAGGCGAAAAACCAGGAGUCAACAUACUUCAAUUUCCUGGAUAUAAACCACCACUUUUAAGAAGAGGUACAACACCCCAAACACCUUCUGAAAGUAUGCCAUUACAAGAAAGAUACGCAUAUCGGGAUUCUUUAGCUCCAACUGGGAGUUCAAACUAUCUUACGAAAACACCUCCCGAGGAUUUCAUACUUGUUCCUCGAUCUAGUCCAUUUUUCGGUUUAAGCCACGAUCCAAUCGCAAUCAUCAUCUCGCUCAUCCCAGAUUUAACUCUUCCUGUAGUCAAUCAACCUACCGCGCAAAGAGGAAUAGAAGCUUGGGUGUUCCCUCCACCUAGAUCAACUGUGAUCCCACCCUCCCCUGGCAGGAAAAACUUUGUCCAGCCUGGUGAAGGUGAGAAGAUAGUAGCAAUGACUCCCGCACCAACACUUGCAGCACCUUCAACACCCAGAAGUGGAAGUUUCUCUUCUCCAGGAUGGAGACUACCGUGGACUUCUGGAGCUUCACCCAUUCCAUCACCCACUCUUAGUAUACCCACUCCUGAUUCAGUGUAUGGCACGAAACCUCAAAGACGUAAAGCCAGAAGACAGCUUCGAAUUCCUUCAUCACUAUGGAGCGGUGGAUUGAGUGUAUUGGGUUGUGAGAUGUACGCCCUUCCCACACCGACGUUCAAGCGAUUGAUCAGCUACGCCAUUGAGAAUCUUGGACACGAAGAUAUACCGAGACUCCCAUUAGUUGGAGGCAUGGCUGUUCCUGAUUUACAAUCGCAUGGAGCACCAGACGUCAAGGUUGCCAAGCUUGAAAGUUACAGAAUUUUCAUUACUUCGCAUGCAGAUUGCACCAUUCGAUUUUGGGAUGCUUCACCUCAUCUACUCUUACUGCCUACUCCACUUCGAUUUGAGUAUCCAGGUCCAUUACCUCACUUGACCAUUUCCAUUGGGGAUUAUCUCAAACACCCUGACGUGGCUCAUCUACCUCUUGCGCAAUUAUGGGUUAACGAUAGAUCUAAAGUCCGAAUCAAAUCUGUUCACCUAGCCAAAGAAGCUUUAGAAUGUGUAAUCACUUUCCAUACAGGAGAAAUCAUCGUCACUAAAUUUGGUGAAGCCAAAGGAUCAGCAGGUAGACAAGGUGAAGAUGAAAUCGAAGAAUUGGAUGAAAAUGGUGAAAAUCAUGAUUCAGGUUAUUUCCCUUCGAUGGGCAGUCAAUCUCAUGGUGUAGAUUCAGGAAAUGGAUGGACGGAAGAAGUCUUAGAGCUUGGACAUUUGGCGAAAUACAAAUCAGAUGGAUUCAAACCUGUCGCUAUAUUUUCAAUGAAACGAGGCGAGCCUAUCUCUGUGGCUGUUUCUGAUAUUGGUUUCAUCGCUGUUGCUUUUGCAUCCAAAUCUGUCGCAAUCAUAGACAUGCGUGGACCCGACGUCAUCCUCCGAGAAGGAUUCAACGAAGACGGUGAAAAUAUGAAGAAGAAGAAGAAAAAGGGGAAUGUCCAGAAUGUGCUGGGCGAAAACUCAAUGGUAGGAGCGAUGAAAUGGGUUGUUUCUGGUAUGGGAGCGGAUCUGAUCAAUCGACCGAGACUCAUCGUGUCGUACGGCAAAGGAAUGACCAAAAUCUACGUCCUAAUCAACGUAUUAGGCGAAUGGGUAGUGGAGAACAAACCACCAACGUUCACGAACGAAUCCCUUGCCGGACCCAUAGCUUCAUUCGUCUUGGACCCAAUCACGGGAAACGAAUUGUUACCGUCAUCAGAAUCGCUUCAAGCGGCAAUGAGGGAUCAGCAAGUUCCUGAACAUGGAAAGGGAAAGGAAGUUCCCGUCCAUUGUUUAUGGAUAGCCGCAUCCAAGAAGAGUAUACGAUGUGCUAUAAAUUUCAACGGCGAACGCAUUGCUAAAGUAGAAUUGGAUGAUGAAGAGUUGAGUGACGUAUUCUAUAUUACUAGGCACGGUCAAAGAGUAUUGGUAGCUGUCACGAAUACUGGAACAGCUCAUUUCUACUCCGUUCCAUUUUUAGAAUACAUAACUCGUCUCGAUCUGUUCCACGGCACUGAUGGCCAUUCAGCCGGUAGACUUUCCGUGGACGACCGAUCGGGCGAUUUCAUCGAGUAUUCUGGUCCAUUAGACAUCAACCUUCGUACAUUUUUCCAUUUUAGAAAACCUUUACCCCCUCGUCUAGACCCCUGUUCUGUCAAACGUGCUGUCCCUGUACAGCCUAUUCCACUGAAUGCCGGUUCUAUGGUAGGAGGCUGGAUUUGGGGAGGUGCACCUCUGACCGGAGCUCAACUGGAUAGUCUCAUCGCCGGACCUACGAGACCAGCUGCACCCAAAGUACCGCCACCACCUCCAAAACCGUUAGUGACGUGGGGCAAACCACCUGAAGAACCUGAGAAAACCACUUUAACAGCUUCCACUGGAGCAAUGCCAAAUAGAACGGCCGUACAGAAGCAAAAAGCUCCGACUAGAGACACUAGGGAAAGAACUGACGUAUACUCCGAAAUGAGUGAUGCAGCGUAUCUUAGAGGGAAUUAUCUAGAUGGGUUGAAUGAUUCUCUGAACACCGUAUCAGCUAGUGCGACGAACUAUCUGAGUCAGGCCAGGAAUACGGCUAUGAAGGAAGCUGCGAAAAGUACGGCGAAAGGUGUGUUUGGUAAGCUGCUCUGA
Messenger RNA from Kwoniella shivajii, 3864 nucleotides. RefSeq lists its product as uncharacterized. Gene Ontology annotation, biological process: regulation of exocytosis; establishment of cell polarity; regulation of protein secretion. Gene Ontology annotation, cellular component: plasma membrane; cytoplasm. Lineage: Eukaryota; Fungi; Basidiomycota; Tremellomycetes; Tremellales; Cryptococcaceae. Gene Ontology annotation, molecular function: myosin II binding; syntaxin binding; GTPase activator activity. The record is from RefSeq and is a predicted model, not a curated record. The coding region runs from base 1 to 3864 and encodes 1287 amino acids. The transcript has 10 exons.